UUGUUUCUCUUUUUCUUUUAUUAGUUUUUACCCUCCCAAACCAUUUGAAAACCCCAAGAAAGAGACCCUCCUUGAUGAACUCAACUUUGAUUCUUCAUCGUCAUCAUAAACCGAAUCUCAAUUUUUUGUUUUUUUUAAAUAAUUCAACGAAUAACUACAUUUUCUCUUCUCUUCUUCUAUCUUUCUACUCUCACUACAGACUUCAUUCUCGCUACUCAUUUUGUUUCUCACUCGAAAUCCCUUUUGGGUUUUCUUGCUUAAUUUUUUCAACAGUCGUGUAUGUGUGCAUGAUUCAGUAGCGAAAAUGAAUCGGUUGUUUGUAUGGGUACUUUGUCAGAUUCCAUAUAAAAUCUAAAUGGGUUAUUUUUGUUGUGUGUUUGUUUUUAUCUGAUGUGUUCCAUUCGUUCACUGUCUUUUAUCGCUUCUUAGAUCUGUUUACUGGGGUGCUCGAUCCACUGCUUUAUUCAUGCUUAAACAGUCAUUUCAAGGUCAGAUCAUUGCAUUUCACUAUUUGUAUUCUUUGUUUUUGUUUUUGUUUUUAUGUUCUAUUUAUCGGUUCAAUUAUGGGAAAUUUUGGUUUGAUUUGAUCAGCUAUAGUUUGGGGUUUACAUUAUUUUAGUUGAUGAUGUGCUGUUAUUUGAGUAUUCAUAAGGUGGUUGAGGGGUUUAUUGGGUUUUUGGGAUUUUAUUUGAGUUGUUUUUUGCUGUUUUUGCUUAUGGUGGAAAGUCAUAGAAACCCUCCACUUCAGAGGUUUGGUUUAUAGGGGUUUAUAUUAGUAGAAAAAUGGGUAACGGCACUUCUCGUGUUGUUGGUUGUUUUGUGCCAUUUAAUGGUAAAAGUGGUGUUGAUUUGGAUCUUUUAGAGCCUCUAGACGAGGGUUUAGGCCAUUCAUUUUGUUAUGUUAGGCCAUCUAUUUUCGAUUCCCCUGCCAUUACCCCGUCCAAUUCUGAGAGGUUUACAGUUGAUUCGAGCACUCUUGAUUCAGAAACUUUAAGUGGGUCGUUUAGGCAUGAUUCCAUAGAUGAUCCUUCAGGUCUUCAGAAACCUAUUAAGAGUUUUCCCGAGACUACAUUUAAGACCAUCUCGGGGGCUUCUGUUAGUGCAAAUGUUUCUACAGCUAGGACUGGUAACCAGAGUGCGUUAUUUGCUAGUGAUGCCCAAGAACCUGCUGCAUCAUUUGAGAGCACUGCUUCAUUUGCUGCAAUCCCAUUGCAGCCAGUGCCCCGUGGCUCUGGACCGUUGAAUGGGUUUAUGUCUGGACCUCUUGAGAGAGGUUUUGCUUCGGGUCCUUUGGAUAGAGCAGGUGGUUUCAUGUCUGGUCCAAUUGAGAAGGGGGUAAUGUCGGGUCCUCUCGAUGCUAGUGACAAAUCCAACUUUUCUGCCCCACUUGCACGAGGGCGUAGAAGACCUCGCUUCCAACGUUUUAUGAGAAGUGUGAGUGGACCAAUGAAAAGCACCCUUUCCCGUACCUUCUCAAAACAUACAAUGGGAUCUGGUUGGAUGCAACGGUUUUUUUUGCAUCCAGUUACGCAAUUAGCCUGGCAUGUGAAGGAGGCUAAGUUUCGAGCAGAAGCCCAACGAAACUGUUUUGAAGGGGGGCCAUCAGAAAGUGAGUAUGGGAAUAGUCGCAACUUGCAGUGGGCUCAGGGGAAGGCUGGUGAAGAUAGGGUUCAUGUUGUACUUUCUGAAGAACAAGGAUGGUUGUUUAUAGGGAUAUAUGAUGGUUUUAGUGGCCCAGAUGCACCGGAUUUCCUGAUGAGCCAUCUUUAUCGUGCCAUAGACAAGGAGCUGGAAGGAUUGCUCUGGGAUUAUGAGGAUAAACCUUUGAACGAUCCUCCACAACCUGGACAUCCUGAAAGUGGAAAUGAUGGGCCUUCUGAGUGCAUUAAGAAGGAAGGAUCAGACUCCUACUUAGAUAAUGUAAUUUCUACUAGUCUAAAUGAAUCAUGUAACAGUUCAGGAAUUGCCCAUGUUCAAUCAUCUUACUGUGAAAUAGUUGAGGAUAGUGGUGAAGUUACAGGUCAUGUUCCAACAGCUAACUUAACUGGUCAAGGCAGAAAAAGCAUGCGGCUUUAUGAGCUACUUCAGAUGGAAUCAUGGGAAAGAGAAGGUUCUGUUUUGGUUUGUGAGGUUGGUCAUGAAAGAAAGGGUUUAUCCGAUUGUCACCCAUGUUCUAAUACUCUUGGUUCCAGGGACUCUUUGAACCUGAAAGGAGAUGUUCCUGGCCAUCAUGAUGAAGAUCCCACUACAUCAGGAGGAGACACUGGGGCUGGGUCUGAAUCUAAUCAAGGCUCCAUGGAUGGUCCUUCUGUUUCUGAGCAAAGGCAGAGUACGAGGAAGUCUUUAAUCAGUACAAAGAUAAGAAAAAUGUGUCGGAAGCAGAAGUCCUUGCGAAAGAAGCUUUUUCCUUGGAGUUAUGAUUGGCACAGAGAAGAGCCUUGUGUCGAUGAAAGAAUGAUGGAAUCCUCUGGACCUAUUAGGAGGUGUAAAUCUGGAGCCAUUGAUCAUGAUGCUGUUUUAAGAGCAAUGGCACGUGCACUUGAAAGUACUGAAGAAGGUUACAUGGAAAUGGUGGAAAAUGCUUUUGACACAAAUCCAGAGCUUGCUUUAAUGGGAUCAUGUGUUCUUGUGAUGUUAAUGAAGGAUCAAGACGUGUAUGUCAUGAACCUUGGGGAUAGCCGUGUGAUAUUGGCACAAGAAAGACAGAAUGACCGCCACCCUAACCCAUGUUCUUUGAAGGAAGACAUGAAACAUAGAAACCGAUCGAGAGAGUCAUUAGUACGCAUGGAGCUUGACAGAAUAUCUGAGGAGUCUCCAAUGCAUAAUCAAAAUUGUCAGGUUAAUAUGAUGAACAAGAAUAGAGACAUUUCCAUCUGCAGAUUAAAAAUGAGGGCAGUUCAGCUUUCAACUGACCACAGCACAAGUGUAGAAGAGGAAGUUCUUAGAGUAAGAGCAGAGCAUCCUGAUGACUGCCAAGCGAUUUUGAAUGAUCGAGUUAAGGGGCAAUUAAAAGUCACAAGGGCGUUUGGUGCUGGGUUCUUGAAGAAGCCGAGUUGUAAUGAAACUCUUCUGGAGAUGUUUAGAGUAGACUAUGUGGGAACAGCUCCAUACCUUAGCUGCAUCCCUUCCAUUGUUCACCACCGGCUUUCCUCGAGUGACCGAUUCCUAGUACUAUCCUCUGAUGGGCUUUACCAGUACUUCAGUAAUGAAGAAGUAGUUGCUCAUGUUACAUGGUUCAUGGAAAAUGUCCCAGAAGGUGAUCCUGCCCAGUAUCUCAUUGCCGAGCUUUUAUUCCGUGCAGCAAAAAAGAAUGGAAUGGAUUUUCAUGAAUUGCUUGAUAUUCCUCAUGGAGAUCGACGUAAAUAUCAUGAUGAUGUUUCUGUUAUGGUGGUUUCAUUGGAGGGAAGGAUUUGGAGAUCAUCAGGAUAACAUUUUUUCACAUAUGCAUAUUUGCCUCAACAAUGUAACCACUUCAAGCAAGGGGUACAUGUAUGCAUUUUGGAAAUGGGAAUUUCAACAUUGACAUUCUUUUUUAUCUCCCCUUAAAUUUAUUUUUUUAUAAAUAGAAUUUUCUUUCCUUUA
This is a messenger RNA of Pistacia vera, 3582 nucleotides long. RefSeq names its product protein phosphatase 2C 32. Gene Ontology annotation, molecular function: protein serine/threonine phosphatase activity. Gene Ontology annotation, biological process: protein dephosphorylation. The record is from RefSeq and is a predicted model, not a curated record. Bases 784 to 3429 code for a protein of 881 amino acids. The transcript is spliced from 4 exons. NCBI's taxonomy places the organism in Eukaryota, Viridiplantae, Streptophyta, Magnoliopsida, Sapindales, Anacardiaceae.